Molecule: messenger RNA, 3441 nt
Organism: Haliaeetus leucocephalus (bald eagle)
Lineage: Eukaryota; Metazoa; Chordata; Aves; Accipitriformes; Accipitridae
Gene: STAG3
Product: stromal antigen 3
Exons: 32
Coding region: 1-3441 (1146 amino acids)
Biological process (GO): sister chromatid cohesion
Cellular component (GO): cohesin complex; chromatin; nucleus
Molecular function (GO): chromatin binding
Source: RefSeq, a predicted model, not a curated record
AUGCCGGACCUCAGCAGCGGUGACUCUGGCAGCGACUUCGAGGACGUGCUGCGGCUGCACCGCAAGCGGAGACCCCGCCGGGCACAGAGCCGCGGCCCCGUCUCGAAGCGUCCCCGGAGGAGGGAGCCCAGUGGGGACGGGAGCAGUUUGGCCGUGAGCAACCCGGAGCAAAACACCCUCUUUGAGGCCGUCAGGUCGGCCAAGAUCGCCGUCGAGACGGUGGUGGAUGACUGGCUGGAGACCUAUAAGCAGGACCGUGAGACAGGGUUCCUGGAGCUCGUGAACUUUAUCAUCCGCUCCUGUGGCUGCAGAGGCGUGGUGACCCUGAAGAUGUUCAGGCACCUGCAGAACUCGGAGAUCAUCCAGCAGCUGACGGAGAAGUUUGAGGAGGAUUCGGCUGAGUACCCGCUCUCUCUGGGCACCCAGCCCUGGCGCCGCUUCCGAGCCGCCUUCUGCGAGCUGGUGGCAGCAGUGGUGCGGCAGUGCCAGUACAGUGUUGUCUACGAUGAGUUCCUGAUGGACGCCCUCAUCUCCCUGCUCACCGGCCUCUCCGACUCCCAGGUGCGGGCUUUCCGCCACACCAGCACCCUGGCAGCCAUGAAGCUGAUGACGGCGCUGGUGAACGUGGCGCUGGGUGUGAGCCUUCACCAGGAGAACAACCAGCGGCAGUAUGAGGCUGAGCGGAGCAAGGGGCCUGGGCGCCAGGCCACCGACAAGCUGGAGGCACUGCUGGAGAAGCGCCGGGAGCUCCAGGAGCAGCAGGAGGAGAUUGAGAACAUGAUGAACGCCAUCUUCAAGGGCAUCUUCGUGCACCGCUACAGAGACGUGGUGCCCGAGAUCCGGGCCAUCUGCAUGGAAGAGCUGGGGACGUGGAUGAAGAGCUACACAGCUUCCUUCCUCACCGAUGGCUACCUCAAGUACAUCGGCUGGACCCUGCAUGACAAGCAGCGGGAGGUGCGCCUGCAGUGCGUGAAGGCGCUGCAGGGGCUGUACUGCCACCGGGACACGGCCGCCCACAUGGAGCUCUUCACCAGCCGCUUCAAGACCCGCAUGGUGUCCAUGGUGCUCGACAAGGAACCGGACGUGGCUGUGGAGGUGGUGAAGCUGCUGACGCUGAUGCUGGAGAACACGGAGGAGGUGCUGACAGAGGAGGACUGCCAGAGCGUCUACCCCGUGGUCUACGUAUCCAGCCGGGCGCUGGCCUCUGCUGCCGGGCUUUUCCUCUACCGCAGGCUGCUGGACCCCCAGCGAGGGGCGGGCAGGGAGCCAUCUCGUGAUGGGGACAACAGGACCUUCUUCCGGCUGCUUCUGGCCUUCUUCAUCGAGAGCGAGCUCCACGAGCAUGCAGCCUACUUGGUGGAUAGCCUGUGGGACUGCGCUGGGCCCCGCCUGAGGGACUGGGAGACCAUCAGCACUUUGCUGCUGGAGGAGUCACCCACCAAGGGCCUGGCAGACCGGCAGGAGAAGGCACUGGUGGAGAUCCUGGCAGCCAGCGUGGUCCAGGCGGCUGAGGGGCAGCCCCCAGUGGGCCGCAGCCUGGCCAAGAAGCCCUCAGCCCGGGAGCGCAAGGCACAGGCGGAGGAGAGAACCCGGCUCACCCACUGCCUCAUCCCAGCCCUGCCCCAGCUGCUGGCCAAGUUCUCAGCUGAUGCUGAGAAGGCGGCUCCGCUCCUGGAGGUGCUGCGCUGCUUCGACCUCAGCAUAUACUGCACUGGGCGGCUGGAGAAGCACCUGGAGCUGGUGCUGGGGCAGCUGCAGGAGGUAGUGGAGAAGCACACGGGGCAGGCAGUGCUGGAGGCUGCGUGCCGCGCGCUCCACGCGCUCUGCGACCCUGAGCUCACCCUGCACGGCCGCGGGGACCUGGUGCGCAGCCGCCUUGCCGACCAGCUGGCCGACAAGUUCCACCAGGAGGUCACCGAGCUGCUUCAGGCCUCGUCCCUGGACGAGGAGGAAGUGUACAGCAUGGCGGCCACACUGAAGAGGAUCUCCAUCCUGUUCAACGCCCACGACCUGACGCCCUGGCAGCUCUUCGAGCCCUGCACCCAGCUCCUGCAGCGUGCCUUGGACACGGGCGAGGUGCCCCCGCAGGUCCUUGUCCCUGCCAUCACCUGCCUCCACUUCCACAUCCUCUGGGAGCUCUCACGGCUGCCUAGCACUGAUGUGCCCCAGGAGCAGCUGCAGAGCCUGAAGACCAGAGUUACCUCCUUCUGCUCGCUGUGCCAGAGCUGCCUGUCCGAUGUGGACGCUGGCGUUCGGGAGCAGGCCUUCAUGGUGCUCAGCGACCUGCUGCUGGUGUUCGGGCCCCAGCUGCCGCGGGAUGGGCGGGAGGCGCUGGCCCCCCUGGUGCUGCUGCCUGACGCGGGGCUGCAGUCCCAGCUGGCCGCCUUCCUCAUGGACCACGUCUUCCACCAUGCCUGCAGCCACGAGGAGCUCUCGGCUAUGGAGGACAGCGAGAACCACAUCGAGGAGCUGCACCAGCGCCGGGUGCUCCUGGCCGGCUUCUGCAAACUCAUCAUCUAUGACGUGCUGGAGCUCAGCGCUGCCUCCGAUGUCUUCAAGCACUACGCCAAGUUUUACAGCGACUACGGGGACAUCAUCAAAGAGACACUGAACUGCACCCGGCAGAUCGACCGGCAGCAGUGGGCUCGCACCCUGCUGCUCAGCUUGCAGCAGCUGAUGACGGAGCUGUUGCUGCAGCAGGGCCCUGAAAUCCGGGCGGCCGAGGCUUUCCUGGAGAUCCGGGAUCUGGCACGGCGCUUCUCCCUCCUCUUCAGCCUCCAGCAGCUCCGCAACCGCCCGGCACUCCUCAGCAUGCACAAGGAGGGGAUCCAGUUCGCCUUCCAGGAGCCCCCGGGCCCGGGGCCGGGACUGCCACCCCUCAACCUGCCCUUCCUUGAGGUGCUGAGUGAGUUCUCACCGCGGCUGCUGCGCCCCGACAAGGCCCUGCUCCUGGCCUACCUGGAGAAGAUUUACCAGGAGCAGCGGUGGCUGGCACCACAGGACGUGCCAUGGCCGUCCCUUGUCACCUACCGCAACUCCCUGCAGCCACAGGAGGAGAGGGGCUCAGUGAACAGCCACAGCACAGCCCCCCGCCCCCCACCCGGCUCCGCUGCCAAGAGACCCCGCAUAGAUGCCCCUUCAGAGCACCCCGACUCCAGCCCAUGGCCGAGCAGCCGCCUCCCCAGCCCAGCCCUGACCUCCACCGUGCUGCGGGGUGGCCCCCGGCCCCCGCUGACCCGGCCACCAGCACGGGACCCCGGCUCCGACCCCGGCCUCCUGCAGAGGCUCAGCCUGAUGGUGGAGGAGGAGGAAGAGGAGAUGAUGAUUGAAGAGGAGAGCAGUGAGGAGGACACCCCAGAGCAGGACAGGACUCUGCUAGCCCCCGAGGACCAGCUCCGGGACCUCUUCGACUCCACCAUCCUGGGCAUUGAGGACAUCUGA